Malassezia sympodialis ATCC 42132 is the source of this 3789-nucleotide messenger RNA. It is a transcript of the gene TTI1, whose product is annotated as Tti1p. The record is from RefSeq and is a predicted model, not a curated record. Gene Ontology annotation, cellular component: cytoplasm. Lineage: Eukaryota; Fungi; Basidiomycota; Malasseziomycetes; Malasseziales; Malasseziaceae.
AUGGCGGCUGGCUCAUCGAGAGAUGACCCCAAGGCGUCCUUCCAGGUCCUGCGGCCGAUAUGUGUGAGUCUACUCCAGCUUUCAAAAGGAGCAUUGGAUGCUCCUGAGCUGCUCGGCACGCUCCAAGACCUGUAUCAUCAACUGAAGGCCCUCCCCGGUCCGUUCUCCCCCGCACUUGUGCACUAUAUAUUCUAUCCUCUAUCUCAGCUUCUUCGAGUACGAGAUACAGGCCUGUUUGCCUUAACAGAUCGUGUGCGUGAGCUUGUGUUUCGUAUUUUGGCAGUGCUGGCCCGCGACUGGUGGUCAGUAUGGACGUGGAGCCAUGUGCAACAGCACGCGCCCCAGGCGACACGCCUCGAGCAGUCCGCCGAUUGGAGGGUCUGGGAGCAGCUUUUAUUCCUUGGAGUUAUGGCUCUCAGUGGCGGCCUACAUAUCCCGGCCUAUCCCAACAGUGAUGAAACACGGUUGGCUAUUUUUGACUUUCUUGUCGCCCUAUUACGGCCGCGCCAAACAGAGCCUGCAGGAGCGAGCCGGGAUGUCGAAUGGGAGUGGGAUGGCGUGUCUGAUCUACCCUUGCUGGGUGAAGAGGAAGACAACCAGCAAAUAUACCCCGCCCCACAGCAUACAGCUGCCGCCCGAGAAAGCAAUGCCUGCACGGGUGCCCUGGCCCACCUGCUCAAAAUGGCCAUGGACACGGUAAGGCUACCCUCAAAUCCGGUCCACCUCCGUCUUUCUGCGCUGGAGGUGGCGGGUAUCGUGGCGUUGACAUGGAUGGCAGGUUGCGGGAAUGUGCUAGAGGGAGUCCCACAAAACGUGUCAUCACUUCGCACCGUGCCGAUGGAUGCAGCGACAAUGGCAGGCGCGGAGCGCCUGCGUCCCAUUCUACCAGGUCUCUCUAGCUCGCUGGUCAGGGUGAUUACCGGUGCCACUUCAUCGACCAUCGUUGCGCAUGCCCUCUCGCUGCUCUCGGCCAUAUGGACUAUCUGCUUGCAUGACGAGUGCACUGCGUCGAUGCGUGUGGCCCCAUCAGAGGAUGCAUCGUUGCCAAGCUGUCUCGAAGACUUUUCUUUGUUGAGCUUGUCCUCGAUGGACUCCGAAACCCCCGCCCAGCCUGACUCGGAUCCUGACACCGAUACGGCCAGCGAACUGGGGUCCACCAGCACGUCGAUCACCUCCGUGGACGAGGGACAGGGACUAUCGUGGCUUGAGCAGACAAUUCAGCCUGUGCGCGUAGCGAUUGUGGCCAUCGCCCACGUCGUGGAGUGUGAAGAAGCCAAUGUGCAAUGCGCUCUGGCUCUGUGGUCGCAUGCGCUGCUUGCAUGUUCUUGGCAUACACUUUCAUGGGCAGACAAGGGGGCGAACGAUGGUGUUCGCCGCAUUCUCAUCGAGACGCUGGUCGAUUUGGCGCAUCACCGGCACGUCGAUCGCGUCGUGGACACCGCCCGUGCCUGCCUUCAGGAGGUGGGUGUGCGAGCCUUGCCCAGCCUGCAAGCCGUGAUGGAAGAGUCGCUGAACACGCUCCCUGCCAUGAUUCGUCAAGUCCGAGACAACGCAGUGCAGAGAUGGGCCUAUCGAAUGGCGACGUGUGCGUCUGUGCUAUCCAAGGAGCUGUGCUCAGAGCAACUGCAAGCGCCUCAGACCGCCCUAUUGUACCUCCUAUCUUCAGAAGGAGAUGUCGAGCAGUGGGCCGAGGCAUGGGCACAAGCUGUUGGAGCGCAUGAAGGCGCGCCCAUUAGCAUGGCUGAUACAAUGCCGCAUAUCCAGCCUUGCCUGACACAGUUGGAGGCGUCCUCCAUGGUGGCUAUCGGUCAGAUGUGGUGCGACGUAGGUCAGUCGCUCGAGCAGCUUUUGUAUCAAGCUGUGCGGCGAGGAAGUACACCCCGGUUUAAGGAAGCCUUUGCCGUCCCUCUGCACAUGUUCCGCUUGGCUGCGACGUUCCGAGCUGACGCGCAGUGGUCGAACUCGCUCGCGCAUAUGUGGGCGACGCAUGAGCUGCUCCUCGGAGCCAGUGCAACCUGGACACGGGCGGAUGUGGGGGCAUGGGCCACGCAGCCGGCAGCUCGGCCGUUGCGCAAGACGAUGCAUUCACUCGCGCGCCAUAUCAUCCUGGAAAUACAGAGCGUGUGGCAAUGGGAAGCAGAACCAUCGCCUGACCAUGUGCCGACGGACCAAAAUGUGGUGCACAAAGACCACAGCGGGGAAGAAACCCAGCUCGUGCGUGGGCUGCCGCCGGCCCAAGAUCCGCCCCUGGGCGUGGAAGCCGGCCCGGCUUUGGAUGUGUCCUUUGUAAGGCAUGCCAGGCUGGAUGGACCGCGCUCAGCACCAGGCUCGGCACAAUUGGAGCAUCGACGCCUAGCCCUGCGCGACCAGUGCGAUGCCUUCUUGCUGCUGAUCCUAGGAUCCGCUGCGUCUAUGCUGGGCGUGUCUUGCCGUCCGCUGUUGCUCCACAUCCUAUACCCGGUCCUAAGCGCGCUGGGUCGACACGACGACACGGUGCGCCAGGCUGCACAGUACGCAUUGGAGCGAUUGUCAGAUGCCUGUGCCUAUCCUACUGUUCAGAGCUGUGUGCUACAUCAUACCGACUACAUCCUGGGCGCAGCAAGUCACCGCCUUGUAGCGGGUCUGCGCAUGGAACUGCAAGCAGGACUUGCCCUCACGUCCCUGCAGCCACAGCGCACCCCUGGUGCCUUGCUGAGCGCGCGGGCAGCGCCAUGGGUGCUGGUCCAGGUGAUUCAGAUGCUUGGUGUGGAGGCGGUGCCUCUCGUCGAAGAUUCGAUUGAUGAGGUCCUUGCGGCUCUGGACCACUUCCACGGGCACGACGAUGUGUGCGAUGGUUUGCUCGCUGUGCUCGCUAAACUGGUACAUGUGCUAGUACCACCUAGCCCAAGUGCGAAACCUACGAUCGAGCCGCCCGGCACCUCGGAGCUGGAUGCCUUUGAAGCAUGGCUCGCAGGCAAAGACGAGAUGACCCCAGGCGAAGCAGCGGCCGAACCCGGCGACGAGGAUCCCAAUCCCGAGCCGGACCGGCUACAAAGAAUCGUGGCGCAGAUCCUGGAGCGCUGUGUGCCGUUCAUGAGUCAUGCAAGUGCGCAGAUCCGUGCUCGUGCGCUCAACAUGCUGGCCGAUGGAAUCUACCUGUUGGCGCCCCAAGGAUGCUCGGCGGAGCUGUACCCCGUGCUGGAACGCGCGUGGCCCUUGAUACUCGCGCGGCUGGGUAAGAGUGCGUCGACGAUGGGCAGGACGACCGAGUCAGACCAUCAUGUAUGGUGCCAGGCCACUGCCCUGGUAGGCGUGUUGGGCGAGCAUGUCCCGGAUGUGUACGGAAAGAAAAUCGUUCAAGAUGCCUGGCCGCGGUGGCAAGGGUUGCUGACGGCCCUGCAGGAGGUGCGCAGGCAGCCGCCGGCCCGUCUCGAGAGCGGCCGCUCGGACACACCGGCGAGGCCGACUACCAAGCGCGCUGUGCGUCUCCUGGACGUGCAUGGGUCGUUGGCCGACCUGAUGAGGGCCGUGAUGGAGGCGCUCACGCGCCUGAUCUUGGCCGCUGGGGAGCGAGUGGAGAGUGCCGCCAUUUGGGCCCUGCUGACGUAUCCCUUGUUCCUCGACACACUCGACGAGCGCCAGCCGUGUGCGAUCCGCAGGAGAGGCGUGGCGCUGUAUGCGAGUUUGGCCCGUGCAGACGCCAUGGCGACGUGGAUGGCGCUGCGUGCUGCGGUCGGUGCGAGUCCACCGUGGGAGCUGCAGAGUGACUUGUCAUUAUCGUCGGACGUGUCUAUGUGCUUUACAUGGUAA